AUGCUCUAUAGUAGCCAACGGGCUAAACGCACUACUCGCUUGCCUCCAUCUCGGUUGACCACGAGUUUACUCCUCCUGUGUGGCGCAUCCUUCCUGAUAUCGUCUAUCCAAUGCCUUCCCAAAGUGUUCCGCAGCAAUGAAAUAUGCGGAGUGUACAAUGGCCAUCGAGUGUACUUCGAGCUUGGAGACCGCGGGCAACUACAGGCGACCAAUGUGACAGUGCCUUACGUUCCUCGGACGGCAUUGGCAAACCAAACCGCCAUCGCCAAUGUUUGCACACUCGAGCUGGUGACCUGCCCUUCGUGCAAUUUUAAAAUCUCAUUAAGUUAUUCGAAUUUUCCCGCCAAGUGCACGGCCCACAAUGAACCGCCGUGUCGGUGUGACUAUUUGGAGUUUACAGAGCCACCGUUUGAUUCAUCAGAAUACACCGGUCGGCGUAACUGUGGCCACGACGUUGUCUACCAAACGCAAACUCGUUCGGUGCUGAUCAAGUUCGUCUACUGGAGCAAUCACACGCACGCCUUCACCUUGGAGUAUGUUGCUGAACGAAACCGUGAAACCAUUCAAGCAAAUCCCGGUCCGGCUCAAAACCUCACCAGCAUCAGCAGCUUCCCAUCCCAUCACCGGGUGAUCACAACGCCAUAUUUCCCAGCCUACUAUCCCCGGGACUUCGGCAAGGAGUACGUGCUGAGCUGCAACGUCGAAGCCUGCCGCAUCAAUGUGAUCUUCAGUGACUUCCAGCUGGCCAAAACCUCCACAAUGGAGUUCUACGACUGGAACGGCCAACGUUUGGGAGCUGUCUCAGGAGCAAUGUUUCGUCCACCAGUCAUCCAGAGCAGUGGUCCUUCGAUGAUCAUACGCUUCUAUGCGAACGGUGGAUCCGCCCUAGGUUACCGAGCGUUGGUGUCCUUCGUACACGUCACCAGUGCGGCCGAUGUUUCGCUCCAUCCGAACACGAACUGCGGUGGAGUCGUGGAAAACAUUGGCGGUGCCAUUACGAUGAUGAAAAUGCUCACCAACGCCAACGAGAGCCGGAUGUACGAUUGCGUGUGGUUGAUCAAACCACCCAACACGUACGCACACCUUAAAACGCAUCUCUCACUCAAGGUGGACACAUUCGAGAAGCUAGGGGCGCAAUCAGUGAUGACGAUCAUCCAAGGAACCACGUCGGACGGUACGGUGUUGAGUGUGGCGAAGAGUGAUAGUGCUCUUCCACGGAAGGACCUUGUCGUUCCGCUCACAUCCGGAUUCUACGUGCAUCUGCGAGCUUCCUUCGGGUACCUGUCGAGGAUGGCGCUGGUUUACACGGGCUUUAGCUAUUUGGAUUGCUACAUGGGAACCGAAUACCUUUGCCAGAACCGGAAAUGCAUCCCGGUACAGCUGCAUUGCGAUGGCUUCGACCAUUGUGGCGAUGACAGCGACGAGCCGGAAAGUUGCGUCCAGGAAUGGUCCAGUGGCGUAAUAGAUCGACGCUGGUAUUCCCACACACCCAACUACUAUUUCCCCAAGAUGGACCACUAUCCGGAUCUCCGCACGGCCACGAUCAUUUUUAUCGCCAGCAGUCUCGGGUUGAUCAUGCUGAUAUCCGCCCUAAUUGUGCUGCUCUACCGCACCGGCAACCGCGCGAGACAGCAACGAGAAUUGCAGAGUCAGCUGCAGACGAUCAGCGAGCUUUUAGUUAAUGUGAUCCGUGUAGACAGCAACAAUGCGCACGGUGCGGAGGAACUGGACGAUCCACCGGUGUACGAAGCACCUCCGGACUAUGACGAAAUCAUCAAAGUCGGCAUGGACGAGGAGAUCCGGCGAAAGCGUCGCAGGCGUUCUUCAUCCGCUUCCGGACGACGCAGUCGCAUGAGACGAUCGCGUAGACCCAGCAACACCUCGGAGGUGCAUAAUCCCAUCCUGGAGGUACAACUGCCACCGGAAUCAGACAGCCUUCCGUCGACGAGCGGAUACACACUGGGGAUGGAUCACGGACAGACUGACAGCGACGCGUACGAUCGGUACUCCGAUGCGGACAUGGAUGCGGAGGAUCACGACCUGCGAUCGGCCAACUGGAGCAACAUCGAGGAACGCGGAGACUUCUUCAUUAGCUCCCGCAUAUUGGAAACUCCAGCGUCGUCUCCGAGCCAGGGCCUUAGCGUCGGUGGACAUCAAUCGGCCAGCCCACCGCCAACGUACGACCAGAGCAAUGCACGGUUUUUCGCACUGCAGGCCGCAGCAUUGCCAGCGGCCAGUAUUGCAAACAGCGUGCCGUGUGGCUAUGCGGAAGACUCUGUACCGGUCACGCUCGGGAUUAGCUAUCUGACCAGUACGGUUUGCUUUCCGACCGGUGGCGGAACAAGUGGAGCCGGUGAACCAUCGAUCGUAACCCAUUUGCCAUCAUCCAGCAACUCCAUGCCUUUCAUCAUCAACCCGGCCGCGUCCUCGGACCGAAGUGCCAACAACACCAUCAGUAUUAACGUCAGCAGUAGUAGCGGUGUUCCUGCGAGCAGUAGUACAGUGACUACUUCACUGGGCAGGCUUCCAACUCACAUCUUUAGCGAGGGUAAUCGAGCGGAGCGUACUUGGCAGGUGUUUGGUGGUAGCUUAGACGAAUCAAGUCUGCAACAGCAGAGACAGCAGUAUUUAUCCACAACGACGGUGGCGCAAAAUAGCUUCAACUCGCUCGAUUUCGAGCAGAUGCAGGAAAUCGAUGCCUACUUGUUCGGGUAUAGCAGCAGUACUUCGAACGAAAACGGACUGUCGACCGACAGCAGCCAGGAAACGAUCAACUCCAACGGAACAGCUACAUCCCAACUCACAACAUCCGCUUCGAUUACUCGAAGCUCUUGCUUAUGUGAUUCGAUCAGUCGACCGCUGCCUCACCACAAUAAUACGUCGGUUCCAACAGUCGCUGCCAGUGCGUACGACAUGAUUGCGAAGCAUUGUCCCGUCUGUCGGGAGCAACGACGAUCCGGGGCCGUCCACCUGAACACCGAUCUUAUACGACCCGUUCCACCGGGCUCGAUGCACUGCUCGAAUUGUCACGGGCGCCUCACAACCGCCGAAUAUCUGCGAGCGAUGCGUAGUGAUCCACCAACUACCGGUGCUGUUCUCCAGCAGCAACCUUCGCAGACGUUUUCCAGUGGCGAUUCGGCAACACCCGCCACCAGUAAAGUGUGCACGUGUUUCGGAAAAUUUCCCUCCCAGAAUAACAUCACCAGGACAACAUCGGCCGUCGGCAUGAUACUGGCGACACGCACCUUCUCGAUGGACCGGCUGGAUGAUGACGGUUUUCUGAGUGGUAGCUUUGGCAACGACCGGCGAAGUGCACGAAGUUCGAGCAGUGCCGUGUCCAGGUUCGAUGCGUACCUCAGCUCACACUACGGUACGACCAACAAUGAUCGGCGACCAGAAACAUAGAUUUUUGUAUCGU
This is a messenger RNA of Anopheles nili, 3418 nucleotides long. RefSeq lists its product as uncharacterized. Gene Ontology annotation, molecular function: protein binding. The transcript has 9 exons. Bases 1 to 3405 code for a protein of 1134 amino acids. Lineage: Eukaryota; Metazoa; Arthropoda; Insecta; Diptera; Culicidae. The record is from RefSeq and is a predicted model, not a curated record.